Equus quagga is the source of this 1404-nucleotide messenger RNA. RefSeq names its product ubiquitin protein ligase E3 component n-recognin 7 (gene UBR7). Bases 55 to 1326 code for a protein of 423 amino acids. Lineage: Eukaryota; Metazoa; Chordata; Mammalia; Perissodactyla; Equidae. Gene Ontology annotation, molecular function: zinc ion binding; ubiquitin protein ligase activity. The record is from RefSeq and is a predicted model, not a curated record. The transcript has 11 exons. Gene Ontology annotation, cellular component: cytoplasm.
GCUGCUUUUCCCGCCUCCGCAGGGGCAGAACGGCGGUCCGGGUGACAGUUGAGGAUGGCGGGAGCGGAGGGCCACGCUGGGCGGCAGUCGGAGCUGGAGCCCGUGGUAUCGUUGGUCGACGUGCUUGAGGAGGACGAGGAGCUGGAGAACGAGGCGUGCGCCGUGCUGGGCGGCAGCGACUCCGAGAAGUGCUCCUACUCGCAGGGCUCAGUAAAGAGACAAGCACUAUAUGCCUGUAGUACUUGCACUCCAGAGGGAGAAGAACCAGCAGGAAUUUGCCUAGCCUGCAGUUAUGAAUGUCAUGGGAGUCAUAAACUGUUUGAACUAUACACAAAAAGAAAUUUUCGUUGUGAUUGUGGAAACAGCAAGUUUAAAAAUUUGGAAUGCAAACUAUUUCCUGACAAAGCAAAGAUAAAUUCUGGCAAUAAGUACAAUGACAACUUUUUUGGAUUGUACUGCAUUUGCAAGAGACCUUAUCCUGAUCCUGAAGAUGAGAUUCCAGAUGAGAUGAUCCAGUGUGUAGUCUGUGAAGACUGGUUCCAUGGAAGGCAUCUUGGUGCCAUUCCCCCCGAGAGUGGGGAUUUCCAAGAGAUGGUGUGCCAGGCUUGUAUGAAACGCUGCUCUUUCUUGUGGGCUUAUGCUGCACAACUGGCAGUAACUAAAGUAUCUGCUGAGGAUGAUGGGUUGGUGCUGAAUGUUGAUGGAAUUGGUGAUCAGGAAGUUAUCAAACCUGAAAAUGGAGAUCAUCAAGAUAGUACCCUCAAAGAGGAUAUUCCGGAGCAUGGAAAGGAUGCUGUCAAAGAAGUGAAAGCAGAGCAGACUAGCGAACCGUGUACUAGUUCUGCAUCUGAUCCCCAGACGGUGUUUAAGAAUCAGCAUCUCAACACAGAAUCACAGUCUGGCUGCAAACUUCAGGACCUUAAAGCUAAGCAGUUUGUGAAGAAAGACACUGCCACCUAUUGGCCCCUGAACUGGCGUAGCAAGUUAUGUACCUGCCCAGACUGUAUGAAAAUGUAUGGCGAUCUGGAUGUCCUGUUCCUGACAGAUGAAUAUGACACAGUUCUGGCUUAUGAGAACAAGGGCAAGGUUGACCAGGCGGCUGACAGGAGGGACCCUUUGAUGGACACGCUUAACAGCAUGAACAGAGUCCAGCAAGUGGAGCUGAUUUGUGAAUAUAAUGACUUGAAGUCUGAACUUAAAGACUAUCUCAAGAGAUUUGCUGAUGAAGGCACGGUUGUUAAGAGAGAGGACAUCCAGCAGUUCUUUGAAGAAUUUCAGUCCAAGAAGAGAAGAAGAGUGGACGGCAUGCAGUAUUACUGCAGCUAGAGGGGGGCAUGGCGCCUUCUCCUCCAGGCCAAUGAAAUGCCACUUACUGUUCCAGGAAUAAAAGAGGCAUAGUUCCCA